UUCUCUCAAUCUUUUAAAACCUCGCCGUCUCAAACUGCUUCUUGACCGAAAUUCAUUUAGCGCUAAAAUUCGAAUGUAAAGUUAGUCUCUCGUUUGUAUUUCUAUAAGGAGCGACAAUAGUUAGUGAUGGAGGUAUAUUCAAAGAAAUCCGUUGAAGAACGACUUUUGAAAAUGGGUAAAAAAUUUGGAUGGUUUGAUCAGCCUAAUUUGGGUGCGAAAAUUGAAGAGCUGGUCAAAUUAUCAAAUGGUAUCAUCACAAAUACCAAGUCAAUUGUUCUGGUUAACGACUGCAGAAAAGAAAUUAAUGAGGAGGAGAACGACACUGGAAGUGUGAUUAUAUAUUCUAACGAUACAAAAGACGUUGGCAAUCACUUUGCUAUCUGUGACGUUGUUUUAGGGGAUGCUUCAAAUGAAAAUCAAGAAUCCUCAACUGAUUCUCAACACUGUGCAGAAAUUUAUUUUUCUGAAAACAAUGAUCUGAUGACUGGCACACGUGGAAAAAGUUUGGAGAGGGACAGUUUGGGAUCUAACAUGGCAGAACUUUGCAUUGAAGACGGACUGGAAACGGUAAACAGUACAGAAAGCACUGAAGCCUCCAAAGUUGAGGAUUCUUGUUUUUAUAACAACAGAGAAGAAAGCAGUAUUGAUAAUGAUGAUGAUGAGGGAAACACAGACAUUACUGAUGAUGAUCAUGAUGAGACCAAAAACAGAAAUGAUGAUGAGUUUGAUGCUGAUGACAGUGCCAAUGGGUGUAAUCAGAAUGAUAAUGAUAUCAUAGAGGUAAAAUCACCCAUUAUUACUGAAGAAGGCUUCUCAUCUGCCUUAGAUAAUUCCUUGGAAAUUAGUGACAGUUGCAGCAGGAAUUCAUCUGGGGAAUUGAUCAGGUCCAAGUCCAGGAAUGACUGCAGCUAUGAUAGCAAUGAAAAUAUCAGUUUAUGUGCUAGUCCUGCAAAAGUCAGCGAGUUUACUGGACUUAAUGAAACUGGUUCCUAUCAUAAUAGUGACGAGCCAUGUGACAGUAACAGUUUCAAUAACAGACUUACCAGUACAUACACUGAUAUUGAUGAUGAUGAUGUUGACAGUGAAGAUGUACAAUGCAAUGGCCUAGAAGAAGAACAAGCUGAGAUGUUUAACUUUGAGACAGAUGAUGACAGCAAUGGUGCUGUAUCAAUAGAUUUAACCAGGACCACACCCAGAAGCAACAUCAAUAACAACUUUGAAGAUAUUAAUCAAGCUAACAGUCCAGUCAAGAUUAUUGACUGUGAGGUCUCCAAACUUCAAGAAUUCAGCUCCCUUGAUAACACUGACAGCUACUGUAGUGAUAGUCAAGAUGGCGACAAGGACCACAGGUGUUUAAACAAAAGCAAUGACGACAAGUGUGAUGAUGAUGAUGACAGGGAUCUCCUGGAUAGUAAAAUAAAGCAAAACUUAGUGAUGUCUUCCUCGUUUGACUUUGACAGAAAAAGUGAUGAUGACAGCAAUGAUGAUGAUAAUGAUGAGGAAAUGUAUAUAUCAAUAGAAUCUAUCAAAGCUAAAACCAGUAUGGGUGCCAGUAACUGCUGUGUUGAAGUAACCAGUCCUGUAAAAGCUAGCUUAAGUGAAAGGUUGUUUGAGAAGUACAAUCCAGAGAAGAGUACAAGUGAUGAUGUAGAUGACUUUGAACAAUUUUUACAGAAUAUCAGGACACCCAAACAAUCAGAAUUGUCUGCCAAAGAGAGAAAAACAGAAUCAAGUCUAAACAUGUUUAUCGUGGAUGAUGAUGAGGAUGAUGAUGUAUUUUGUGACCCUGGCUUCACUCCAGAACCUGAUAAAUCCUUUGAUGAUGAUGACAAGGAAAACGAACAUUACCUAGAGCUAGCAACACCAGUUACAGGUAAUGCUCGUUCCAAGACUCCAUUGACAAGUUUAUCCUGGGGCGCCGCCAUUAAUUCAACCCCAUACCGUCCUUCUUUUCAGACACCCUUGACAGAUUUCUCGUGGCGGACUCAUAAAACUAAACCCAGAUAUGACAGUGGAAUGCCACCAGCUAAACCUUCUCGACCUAAAAGCGUGUUGGAGAAUGUCCUUACCUCGUACACUACCGAGAAAGAUUUUAAGAAGAACAAGGAGAAACUUGUGAGGGAUCUCUUUGAAUUGUACAACCAAACAGUCUUUGACAAUCAACUGCCGUCAGAUUUCCAGAUAACAUGGAAUCCGAGAAUGCGGAGCACCGCUGGCUUCUGUUAUUACAGCAGGAAAAGUAGUCUUCGUGUGGCCAGGAUAGAAUUGGCAGACAAAGUUAUUGAUUCCGCAGAUCGCUUGCGUGACACAUUAAUACACGAGAUGUGUCACGCUGCUGCCUGGUUAAUUAGCGGAGUCAAAGCUGGUCACGGACCCGUUUGGAAAAAAUGGACAUUGCGUGCAAAUCAUGUUCAUCAAGACUUGCCCCCGAUCUCGCGGUGCCACAGCUACACCAUCAAUGCUAAAUAUACGUACAGGUGUACCAACUGUGGGAACACGUUCGGACGUCAUUCUAAGUCAGUAAAUUUGGAGAAAAGUCGAUGUGCUUAUUGUCACAGCCGCCUGGAGCUUGUUCCACAGUUGAAGAAGGAUGGCACUCCACAAAUUCGCACUCCCAGUCGAUUUGCCUUGUUCGUCAAAGAAAACUACGCUCGUAUCAAAGGCGACCAUGAAACAUUUUCUCACCAGGAUGUCAUGAAAGCGUUAAGCUCGGAGUUCUCCGAACUAAGUACAAAAUAGCGAGCUGACAUUAAAAAAAACAUGUCAAUUACUUACAGAGUAUGAAAAAUUUUACUGUGGCUAGGUAUCCUCUGAUACAUUUCGUAAACCUGUGGCCUAUCGCUUGUUAAUCAUUGAGCCUGCGAUAUGUAAAAAGCGGUUAUAUCAUGCUCGUUUUUAGUUGAAGAUUGUCUGGGAAUAAGACUUCUCUAGGACAUCAUACCAUCAAGGCUCAGCGCGAACGUGUCCCGAUUGUCCACCCUUGUAUUAUAAGGGUUCUCGUAGAACUUCGCAGAUUUUCAUCAAGCGACGAGGCAAACUGUUUGUGCGAAUGAAAAACCUGAUAAUAGGUUUCAUAGCGUUUGAGGUGGUUUAUUUUACGCGCCAUCGGAAUGUUUGGUCCAUGGCGUAUUUUAGCAUCUAAGACGCUUACACUACCUUGCGCGGAUUCAAAUUGCCUUCAGUAGCGCAACCUAAAAAUGUUUCAAUAGUUUUCCGCGAGAAUAGAUUUAAAGCCCUUAGUUCGCUUUGUUAACGAUUUUCAUCCGCUUGCAACUAUACAUCAAAAGUCAACAAAAGCAAGCCUUGAAGAUUAUUUUAUUUCACUAAAGCUGUCAAUACCUCUGGAACUACUUUAAAAAUUUACUCAGUGCACGUAUGAAAUACUGUAUCAUCCCUAAUUGUGGACACGUUUUGAACGCAACGUCAGUCUUGUUGUGUUUUGAAUAAAGUUGCGUUCAAUAAGGUCA
Stylophora pistillata is the source of this 3467-nucleotide messenger RNA. RefSeq lists its product as uncharacterized. NCBI's taxonomy places the organism in Eukaryota, Metazoa, Cnidaria, Anthozoa, Scleractinia, Pocilloporidae. The record is from RefSeq and is a predicted model, not a curated record. Gene Ontology annotation, cellular component: nucleus.